This is a messenger RNA of Magallana angulata, 6941 nucleotides long. RefSeq lists its product as uncharacterized. The transcript has 32 exons. Gene Ontology annotation, molecular function: protein binding. The coding region runs from base 67 to 5628 and encodes 1853 amino acids. The record is from RefSeq and is a predicted model, not a curated record. Lineage: Eukaryota; Metazoa; Mollusca; Bivalvia; Ostreida; Ostreidae.
ACCCCCCCCCCCACCCUAUGACGAUUGAGUGGAAAACCGGAAGAGCCAAAGGUAAUUCCCACAAACAUGGCGGCUGAUUUUUUGCGGGAGAGGCAUCCGCUAGUGAAUUUCGGAGUAACGAGGGAUGGGAGAGUCUUUUUCAUCGAUGAUAAAACACGUACUACUUCGUGGCUUCAUCCACUAAAAAGAAAUCCGAUGCAAACGGGCCAUAGCAGAGUACCAGGACUGCCAGAUGGUUGGGAACAAGCCGUGACACCAGAGGGCGCAAUCUACUUCAUAGAUCACAACACACACACAACGACCUUUGAGCACCCAGUGACGGGAGGAACAGUCAACCAUGGGAGUCCUAUACACAGAUCACCAACUUCUGCUGCCUCUCCCCCAAACAGUCCUGGGCACAGACCUCCAAAAUCACCAAUAAGAUCUCCAACAAAGCUAAGAGCUUUAAAGGCGCCAGCAGCCAGGCGAGAGGAAACUGCCAUGGUGACCAUAAGAGGCUGGCUGUAUCGCCAGGAGGGUAGUGGCCUAAAGUCAUGGAAAAAAAGAUGGUGUGUCCUCGCAGACUUUGGACUUUACUUCUACAAAGAUGACAAGGAGCGGCAUUCUGUUAGCUCCAUCCUGUUGCCCAGCUACCAGAUAUCCCGGUGUGUGCUUGGAGAAACCAACAAGAAAUUCUCCUUCAAGGCUGAGCACAACAACAUGAAGACUUGUUUUUUCGCUUCUGACAAUCAAGGGGACAUGGAGAGAUGGAUCAAAGCCUUGGAACUAGCAGCUGCCUUAAAAGGAGUUCCCAAGAGAUCUCCAGAACCAAACAACAACACACCAAAAUUGAUUCCCAAGUCAGCGUUCAUGGAAUGGGAUGAAGAUGAGGAUGAAGAUGUGAAGAAGAGGUUCAGUGGACCACCAGAAUUUCCUCCGUCCAGGAAGACUCAUCAACAGUCAGCUUUCGGGCCUUAUCAAGGAGAAGGACAGCCUCAAUUUUCUCCAAAUAGUGAUAGAGGCCAAUACUCUGAAAAUCGUGACCCAACUCAAAGAAGAUACGAACAAUUUCCAUCAGAUCCAAGAGCCCAGCAAGUGCACCAUAGGCCACCGAACAGACAACCAGACAGAGGAAGGCCUCAUAGUGAGGAAAUCCCACCCUCCAGAAACUACCAAAAAGACAAUUCAUUACGACACGACAACCCUCAAAACAGGCGGUUUACCCUCGAUCCAAAUUCUCAGGAAAGAUCUUACAAUGACCAUGAUCCGAGGAACACGUAUCCUAGAAUGAAUACUCAGGAGAGUCGUGCUCGGAAUUACCAGGACGAAGUGAACGGGAUGCAAGGUUUACACGGCAGAGUACCGGACUACAGCAGGGCAGCUUAUGACAGGGAACCAGUCAGGCAGGAUAAUCAAGAUGAUGUUUAUAGCAAACCUGUGAAAAAACUGAAUCGUGAUCUCUCGCCUCAUGAAAGGUUUGAAGAGAGAGGCGGGCAUCAUAGGUCAAAGGAGUAUAGAGUUCAAGGUCAAAGAUCACCUGGUGGAAAGGCUGAUGACAAUCCGUAUGUUCCCAUGGGUCAAUAUGAUCCAAGAUCUAAUGAGCGACCAGACAUCAUCCCUCCCUCAAAUCAUUCUCGAGAAACCAGCGAGACCAGUAACUAUGGCUACUACUCCCCUCAGAGAGCUGAGGCACAGCUGGAUCGUAACUACAGCAGAGAUGAGAGGGGGUACCCUCAGGAUCCCCAGAUUCUGAGGCACGGGAGAAUCAGGCCAGAGCACGAUGAGAACUACCCCGGCCGCUCCUCCCACCAACAGCCCAAGGAGCCCCCUAGGCUGUACCUCACUGAAGACCAACCACCCAAUGGCCAGCCCAAUGGUCAACCACAGCCAACCAAUAGGGAAAAUCUCAGCUUGCCCAUCAGUCAGAACAACCUGUACGUUGAUAUUCCCCAUACCUAUGUCAAUAUUGGGGAUGCCCUGUCUCACAGGUACGAUGACCAGGUCAGCCCCGCCCCUAACCGCCCACCACUCCCGACAGCAGUACGCUCUCAGUAUGUGGAGGAAUUAGCACAGGCCAAGACUCCAAAGACGUCGCGGGAACUCAUUAACGCUGAGAAAGCUUUAGAAAUACGAAUGCAGCAGCCAGCUUAUUUCAAUUAUCCCACACCCACCAACGAAGCAGCACCUCAAUUCCCUAGAGGAGGCAAUAAUUACCAAGGCAAUCAUCUACACCCUGGAUACGAAGGCAAUCCACGGCAGAAUGAAGCUGGCCAGAGAAACCAGAAUGGCUAUAAGACAAAUCCCAACAAUCAGCAGGGUGAUGAUAGCUCAGAGGAGCCAAGGAUAGUUAAGGAAUUUCACUCAGUCUCAAUGCUAAGGUCAGGCUCAAAAGAGGUGCUCAAGAGUCUUGACGCCAGCGACCUUGCUCGCAGGCGAAUGAACAGUCCGGAUAACUCCAUCUCGAGACAGCUGAGUAGGAGUGGGUCUCCGGAAGAAGAAGAACAUAUGCAUGAUGAUGAAGUAGAUAGAAUCAACAUUAAAAAUGAUCAAUACUUGAUGAAUGAAAGUUCACAUUCAAUGAAUGAACAUAGUAGAGACCAUGAUCAAAGUUUCUCAAUGCAUCAAAACGAAAGGCGGGAUUACGAUCAGUCAGAAAGGAACUCUAUCAGUGAACCCAAAGUAGUCAAUGAGUCCACACAGCCAACCAAUCAAAGACAUUCUUUGGAUGGUUUCAAUGUCAACCGAGUCAAUAACUUGUUUAUACAGAAUGCCCCAAUGAAUGAUAAAUCCACCAACCUAAGUUUUGACGGAGCUUUACCCCAGGGUGGCAGACACUCAUCACGACCCGUGAUGGAUGGUUACAGGUACAAUGCAGAAGACGAUGCCGAAAGUGAGACUGACGUCAAAAAGAGGCUCUCCACUGCAAGUUCCCAAAUGUCCAGGAGGGAGGAGUCAGAGGGUCGGAGGCCCCACCCACAACCUGUCUAUCAAAGACAAGAUGCAGGAAACAGAAAGGGAAACAAGAAGCCUCCACCUAUGGGGAUGAUCCAUACUGUCAGAGAGGACCCAAACAUGCCCGACUCCCAAGUCAUUGAAACUGCAGGACUUCCCAAUAUGAACAAAAAAUAUCCUUUGGGAGGCAGCCGAAUCAGAAUGAGCAUCUGUGCUGGCGACCUCAUUGGAAAAACGCAUGAUGAGUUGGUGCUGAUGCUGAUACAGCUCAGGAGAGAACAGGCAGCUGAAGAAAAUGUCCGCAACUUUAUCAGACAGAGGCUGGAGGAGAGACGGCCGGGCGAACAUCGAUACAGACAGAUGGUUCGAAAUUCGGGAGGGGGACCUGUAGACAUCAGCUUAGAGGAGGAUCACAACGAUUAUGUGGGAUUGAAGCAUCAGCUGGAAGAUGUUGAAAACAGGUUGGAAGUAUACCGACCCUUGGUGAACUUGGUCCACAACAUGGUCAACAUGGGCAGCUUGUACGGGGGCGACAACUACAUGAUGGCUAGCCAGUACAGAAAGCACCUGCUAUCUCCUGAGGAGUACACUCCUCCAAAGAAGAUGAUCGAGUUCUCACGUAAACACCAGGAGGAUGAAAUGGUGCAGACUCUAAGGGAGGAGAUCCAACAGCUGACCAAGGAUGAAGCUGACCUAGAGGAGAAGUUAGAGAGGCUGUAUGAACUGGACCGCAUGUUACAGGAGCAGUCCUUCAAGGUCACCAGUCUACAGGAGGACAAGGACAUGCUGGAGUUGGCUUUACAAGGAAUCCUCAGACAACAGGACAUGAGUCGAGACCACCCUCGCGAACUUGACAAUUUCCUCCGACAGCAGAGGAUGAUAGAGAAAGAACACUCCCGAAUCAUGCAGUUUCUGGCACAGGCUUCUAAGGAACUGGAAGAAACAACGGCAGAGAACAAUAAAGUGGAACAUGAGGUGGCUCUUUUGAGGUCAAAGGUUCAUGGAGAACUUAAUCGUAGCAAGAGUGCACCAUCUCUGUCUGAAGAGAACUACAAGAACAAAGUGAAGAUGGAGAAGGAUCUGGCCCGAGUACAGGACAUGAUGGCGGGACUGACAGAGCAGCAGGCCGAGCUGUCGGAGGCCAUGAAACGCUUCCGCCGACUGUCCUCAGGAGGGGGACUAGAAAACAUGCUGGAAAAAUCAGAAAAAGAGGCACCCAAAACAAACAGAAACAAUGCGGUGGAGAAACUGCCCAGCAUGUAUCUGGAAACUGACCUUGACACUGGGGACUCCAAGGACCUGUCUCAGGUCCAACAGGUGCUCCACAGCUACAACUCACUGCCCCGGGGUGCCGGCUACCCACUGGAGAACACUGACACUGACACAGCCAGAUUUGAAACCCUAGUUGCCCAGAAUAAUGUUUCCCUGGAGGGCUCCUCUCUCUCCCCAGGAGGUGCUCCUUUAGAGGGCCCUGAGAGCCAGUGGGACAUCUCCGAGGCCGAUGAAAACACCAAGCGCUUCUUUGGUAUUAUUCCCAAAGAGAAAUCCAAAGUGUUAACUGUUAGAGACGUGAAGCGGCAAUCUGAACAGCGCAAAGAAAAUCACAAAACUCAUCGGGAGGAUUUUAGCCCUGACCCCUCCUGGAAUCAUAAAGGAGAGUCAAGUGACCAGGCUGUAGAGCCACAAACAGCUAACUCUGCUGGUAACCACCCAGUAUAUGAGAAUCUGCCUCCGGUAAAUUCAAGCAAACCCUGGUCCUCUGUGUUGCCUAGCAAUCCUUCCUCUGCUCCAUCCUCACGGCGCUCUUCUAGCCUCCAUCUGAUGGGGCCGCGACCUUUCGUACCCUUCCACCUGCAAUCUCACACCCCUUCCCCUGUUACUCAUGUGGAAUCCCCAGUCACUGUCUCCAUCAAUAGCAGCUCAUUUCACCAGCCCAGCAGGGAUGGUGUGGUCAAAGCCACUCGAAUCAUAGUCCAGCCACCGUUCAAUGAUGAAGCGAACCACACGAACCGAUCCAUGACAGGCAGUGCUCACAGUUCCACGGGGAUGUUCAAUGUGAAGCGGACCCCCAGGGGGCGGUACAUGACCAUCUCCAGCAGUGAGCCGGUCAGGCUAGAGACCUCUCUCAUCACGCCCACCUCCCCUAACACUGCUGCAGGGGACCUGAUCACCAACAGAAUGGACAUGGUUCCAGACAUUGUCAAGAGUUCCCAGAAGACGCCCCACCAGUUGGAUGAAGAGGCCAUAGAGAGGGAAAUUCUGUAUGUGCCCAAUAAAGUGGAAAUCCCCGAGAGGUACAUCCCCGACUCGGACGACGAGAGCGUCACGGAGGAAGAGAAGAUCAAACGGGAGGAAAAGGCAGAGAAAAUCAAACGACUGCUCACCAACUCCAGUGUUCAGCACUCACUUUCUCAGCCAGACGUCAGCCAGGUGGGCGAGAUACACCAACAGGCUCACGAGCAGAAGAUCAAGCGAGCUCAUCUCCUGGAAGUCAGCCAAGAAUUGGCCAAACAGGUCACCCUCAAAUCUAGGCAGGCAGCUGCUGAGCGAGCCAAGCGGAGAAAGACAUGGUCUGGGUCCCCGAGUAAGGUCCCUGAUCCAGUUCUGGAUGCAAACGACUUAGAGGUCGACCGAACCAUGGGCAGUAUGGAGUACUUGGCCCCCCAUCACCGCAGGCAGGAAAACAUGUACAUAUAGGGUCACUUGAGACAGGAAAACAUGUACCAGACCAGAGAUCUUGUACGUGUACACAUGGGCCAUCUUACAGAUCUUGAAAACCAUCAAAUUUAGUACAAAUGAAAUGCAAUAGAAAAGUUGCAAUUUGUAACGAGAACUUGGACACAAAUAGUUUGUUGCAGUUUGUAAGAGCAAGAUACAGUCAUGCAAUUACCUAUAAAAAAAGAAAGAUAUCGGGUUUUCUAUGCAGUAUUCUGAAUUAGGACAAUGUGGAAGAGUAUGUUCAUUUCAAAUUUAAUUUGAAUCUUAUUUUCUGUUUAACAUGUUUGAUGUACGAAGGCCUCUAAAUGCCUUUAGUAACAGUGCUAAUGAAAGAUGAGGGGAAAGUGUUUUCUAAACAAGAGAGGUGGUGUCAUGCACCUCUCCAAUAAUCGGCCAUGUUUUUUGACUUAACAGCACUCAAUACAAUAUUUCAAUGUAAAUUAUAAUGCACUGUUCUGGUCAAGAUAAAGAAAGAUAAAUGGAGCCAAAGAAAUGCUUUUAACAAACUGUGUACUAUAUGUAAUAUAUAAGCUGUGUACUGCUUAGCUGCCUUGUUUGUGUAAAUUUUGCUUCUGCCGUGUGGAGUAGCUAGUGUUUAGUAUGUCCUACCUCAUAACCAGCUCUGAUAUGAUUUGAGAUUAUUACACUUGAGUUGCUAAAAAAUUUACGUUCAUUCUGUGGUGUUUUUUUUGUCUAUGACAUAGUAUGUAAAAGUUUGUUUAGUGUUGGUGCUGUUUUGUUAACCACAGAAUCUUGAAUGUCUUGAUUCUGUAUAUUAAAUGUGAGAACUAAUGAAGGUUGUGUAGAUCACAUUCAGUGACAAAUUGUUCCAAUACAUUUUUUCUACAUUCCGUUAUGGGUUUCUUUUGUCAAUUUACAAAAUAAAACAAUUAUAUCAAUAUUCUAUAACCUUCAGCUGCAAUGUAUGCAAUAUAUAAUGUCGGUAAUUUUGACAUUUUUUUUAAUACGUGUAGAUAAAUGUGGUUGUGAAAUUGUUGGCACUAUUGUUCGAUACUGUUGAAUAUAUAUUUAGUAUGCCGCAUAGCAUAGAGUAAAUUUUCUAUUUGACUUGAAUACGAUUUAUAAAAUGUUUAUAUAUAUGUGUAAUGUAAAGUGUGUCAUGUCACAAAUGAACAAUGCAUAUCAUUGUUAACAUAAUAUCUCAUUUACAUAAACAUUCUUGAUAUUGUUUCAUUGUUGCUAUUAUUAAUUGAUACAUUUAUAAUAUUUUAUGAAUUCUAUAUAUUAUAUUUUUUUCUAAAUAUAUAAAAUUAAAAAUUAGAAAAAUAUUA